This is a messenger RNA of Mytilus californianus (California mussel), 1638 nucleotides long. RefSeq lists its product as uncharacterized. The record is from RefSeq and is a predicted model, not a curated record. The coding region runs from base 512 to 1261 and encodes 249 amino acids. The transcript is spliced from 8 exons. NCBI's taxonomy places the organism in Eukaryota, Metazoa, Mollusca, Bivalvia, Mytilida, Mytilidae.
GAUAACUUCCUGUAUAAAUGAUCGAAACAUUUCGAGACGUUCCGAGAAUCUUGUUUCCGAGGAUAUCGAAUGGCCCAUAGACGCUUCCAAAACUCACCAAUAAAUAAGCGUAAACCCCAAAAAUAACCUCUCUGUGACGCCGCUGUAGCCACGAAGAAUGUCGACACAUAAUACAAAUGAUAACCUUGCGGUAACCAUGAUAUUGUUGUUGCUUUUUUAGUUGAUGUAAACCAAAAGCUGUUCAAAGUUUAGACAUAUGUUAAAGUUCAUAAAACUUAAUAGAAAGAUAGAUAUUCGAGAUGAGCAUUUCGCGGUAACCGUCAUACUGCAUUCAUUAUCUGUGUUUUGUAAACUACAUCUCUUUCAGGUUGUUCCUUGGGUUUUCCUGUCAAUCCCGCAAAUUCGUUCCUUUAGUAUUACAGAGUGUAGACGGACUUUGAUUGAUUUCUGUACUCAAUCGAUUUUAUUGCAGCAUCUUGAUGACAAUAUGGAUAAAAAAUAAAGAUAAACAAUGAGUGGGAAGAUAAGAUAUCAGUUUCUUUUUUUUAUAAUAAAUACAACUCUUUAUGGACUUGACAAAGCUUUUACUUUGCAUUGCCCCUUUAAUUCGCAGUGGAAAUUAAAAGCAAGUGGAAAAUGUAAUAUAUCCGACACAUAUCAGUGUUUAUACGAUGUAAAUAAAUUGCAGAACAUCGAAGCAUGCAGGGACAGACCACAAUUUGAAGCGCCUGGGUAUAAAAUACAAAUAGUUGGAAAUUUAGAAGGCGUACAAUGUGCGAUUGAUCGUUAUCAACCCUUUAUUUUCUGGACAAAUGGUAGUAGCAGUUGCAAAUUUGAAAAAUCAAUUUGCGCUGAUGAAGGACAAAUACCGUUUUCAUUAAGUACAACUAAAGCAGACAGUACUUGUAGAUGUGACUACACACUAGGAUAUGAUUUUGUAUUUAGACCAAGAAAUGCAUGCUUCUGUAUUCCCUCUGAAGAAGAAUGUUCUUGUUUCAUCAGGCAAUGUCCUAGUGGAUUUGUACUUUCUCCAGAUUAUAAAUGUGCAUCAGUGGAGGAGUUGCUUGCAAACUCACAGUGUCCAAUACCAGCUAUAAGUGUAGAAGAUACUGAAACACAGAUCCUGUCCAAAAAUGUGCCAAGUGAUUCUCAUGAUUAUAAUGAUCUUCCUGUCCUAAAGAUUGUCGUCUCGGUGCUGAUUUUGCUGGUUAUAGGUAUUUGUUUCGUGCAAAUCAUUGGUGUUCUUAUCUUAUUCUUAUGAAGAAAUUGUCACAGGGAAAUGUCUUUGGCAAAUUAAAAAGGAAAAGUAAAUGUGCCAUGAAGCAGUUCCAGUCAUGUGUAGCAACAGGACUGUACUGUGAUGAAUAGAACUUAAAAGAUACAUUGAAUCAAAAUAUAGAAUUAACCAAACUUGUUACAGAUGAUACUCUCAUGAUUCUUUUGAAGGACAUUAAUAAUGAGAAGUAAAGGAAAAGACCAUAUUAAAAUGACAGCAUAUCGAAUAUCUAAAUAUAUAUUUAGUCAGUUAACACAAUAAUUGACCUACAUACUUUACAGCAUUUCAUUUUAACAAUGUGUGAAUUUUGUCUAUCCAAGCUGAGUUUAACAAAAUGCUUUAAAAUUAAAACAUUAAUAUUA